UCUUCAGACAACGAACAUUUGAAAAACGUAAAAAAUACCAAAAACAACUUAAAUGCAUGUAAACUAAACUGAUAAAUACAAAUAUUAUAUUUUCUGUUUGUUUAAGCAACUGUUGACUCAAUUUAGACAGUUAUGAAACGAAAAGUUGCAGCCAGUAGAGGGCAGCAGAGAGCAGCGAAGCCGCUUGAACGCAGACGGGUCAAAGAAGAAGACAAACGUAAACAUGCCGGGCUACGUCGACUGUCACUGUCACAUUUCUGCAAGAGAUUUCGAUGAGGACAUAGAAGAGGUCAUCGAGAACGCGAAGAAGGCGGGACUGUUGGCGGUGUUGGCCGUUGCUGAACACGUGGGAGAGUUUGAUAAGAUUAUUGAGCUGUGUCAGAGGUUCCCAGGCUUUAUCUUCCCGGCUUUAGGGGUCCAUCCUGUUCAGGCAGUUUCUGCACAGCAGCAGAGAGGAGCUUCUAUGCAGGAUCUUGCUGCUGCGCUGCCCGUCAUUGAGAACUACAAAGACCAGCUUGUUGCUAUAGGAGAGGUGGGCUUGGAUUUCACUCCCAGAUUUGUCAGCGGUGAGAGCGAUAAGGACGUUCAGAGGAAGGUCCUCGUUCAACAAGCUCAGCUGGCCAAGCGGCUGGAUCUCCCUCUAAAUGUUCACUCAAGAUCUGCAGGAAGACCCACCAUCCAGCUGCUGAAGGAGGAAGGGGUGGAAAAAGCGCUUCUUCACGCUUUCGAUGGCAGACCUUCUGUGGCUAUGGAGGGCGUGAAGGCCGGAUUUUUCUUCUCCAUCCCUCCGUCCAUCGUACGGAGUGAGCAGAAGCAGAAACUGGUGAAACAGCUGCCGCUUGAAAACAUCUGCCUGGAAACGGAUUCUCCGGCUCUCGGUCCAGAAAAGCAGGUCAGAAACGAGCCCAGAAACAUCAGAAUCUCUGCCGAGUAUGUCAGUCAAGUCAAAGGCGUGUCGCUGCAGAAGGUCAUGGAGGUCACUACUCAAAACGCGCUGCGGCUCUUCCCCAAGAUGAAGCCCGCCCUCGCACGCUGACCUCCCGUGUUUUUGAUCUGUUCUCAUUAAAAACACCAGAUUGGUGCUGAUUGAACUCAAACAGGAAGUGAGUGUUUUCAUGUGACGGCUUCUGUAAAGAUCAGAUGUGAGUCCUGAAGACGAUCGUUAGAACACAGGAAUCCACAUACAUGACUGGAGCUGCUCUCACACCGGACACGACUUUGUACGUCUGGCGCCGCUCUUUUGACGUCCCUCAAACGCCUGUCCAAAUAUGUACUUGACACCCCAGACGCCUGUGGGAGGAGCUACCACCAGAUGCUUUGGUGUUAUGUUGUUAUUUAAAAGUUGUUAGGACCCUGUAAGAAUGCUGUAAAAGAAUCAAUAAACUAUUUUUUAAUUCUG
Molecule: messenger RNA, 1399 nt
Organism: Oryzias latipes (Japanese medaka)
Lineage: Eukaryota; Metazoa; Chordata; Actinopteri; Beloniformes; Adrianichthyidae
Gene: tatdn3l
Product: putative deoxyribonuclease TATDN3
Molecular function (GO): hydrolase activity, acting on ester bonds
Source: RefSeq, a predicted model, not a curated record